Messenger RNA from Lactuca virosa, 1859 nucleotides. NCBI's taxonomy places the organism in Eukaryota, Viridiplantae, Streptophyta, Magnoliopsida, Asterales, Asteraceae. The record is from the annotation of a GenBank genome assembly.
GAAAACUUAAAAAUAAUUUUAGAACAUGAAAGACAGGAAUACUCUUUGCACCUCUGACCUGUGAGUCAAAUCCAACAAGCACAACUCUCCGGAAACAAUUCGAAUUUCAGCAUGGUGUUUAGGUUUUAACCUGCCGGAAAAAUUCUUCAUUCCCAGACGUUAUUCUCUCCGAUCUCUGCAAAUUUUGCCAUAUCCGAUUUAGUCCAAGAGUAAUCGAAUAGAGAGGUCCAUUGAGCGAGGUGUACGCAGUAGCAGUAGCCAUAGUAGUUACACCAUAAGCUGAAAUGUCAGUUCAGGACUAUCUAGAUAAGCACACGCUCUCUCGGAAGAUUGAAGACGCUGUCAAUGCUGCUGUUAGGGCAAAAACUCCCGAUCCCGUUCUAUUCAUUUCUAAUCAUAUGCGGAAAGCUGUUCCUUCGGUGAUAACCAAGGUUAAAGCGAGGCAAAUUCUUGAUAGUAGAGGAAUUCCAACUGUUGAAGUUGAUUUGUAUACCAAUAAAGGAAUGUUCAGAGCGUCUGUUCCAAGUGGUGCUCCUACUGGAAUGUAUGAAGCUAUUGAGUUACGUGAUGGAGAUAAAUCCACAUAUCUUGGAAAUGGUGUGAGCAAAGCUGUUAAGAAUAUCAAUGAGAAGAUAUCUGAAGCUAUAGUUGGCAUGGAUCCAAUCCUUCAGAACCAAAUUGAUCAGGCAAUGAUAGAUCUGGACAAAACUGAGAAAAAGGGUGAACUUGGAGCAAAUGCAAUAUUAGCAGUGUCAAUUGCUGCUUGCAGAGCUGGAGCUGCUGAAAAGGAUGUUCCACUUUACAAACAUAUUGCUGAACUUUCUGGAAGAGGAAGCAAUGUUCUUCCUGUUCCUGCCUUCACUCUAAUAAGUGGAGGAAAACAUGCUGGGAACAAUUUGGCUAUACGAGAGAUUAUGAUUCUUCCAGUUGGGGCACAAAGAUUUGAGGAGGCAAUGCAAAUGGGAUCUGAAACAUAUCAUCAUUUGAAGGCUGUUAUUGCAGAGAAAUAUGGUGCACAUGGAUGUAAUGUUGGUGAAGAUGGUGGCCUUGCUCCUGAUAUCACCAGCUUUAGAGAAGGACUAGAUCUUGUUAUGGAGGCAAUUGGUAGAACAGGGUAUAUUGAUAAACUAAAGAUUGCAGUUGACAUUGCUGCUACUGAUUUUUGCAUAGGUUCAAAGUAUGACUUAGAUUUCAAAUCUCCAAGAAAGUCGGGACAAAACUUUAAAUCAGGAGAAGAUAUGAUUGAGAUUUAUAAGGAACUAUGUAGAGACUAUCCUAUUGUGUCUAUCGAGGAUCCAUUUGACAAGGAGGAUUGGGAACAAGUGAAGUAUUUUUCAGGGCUUGGAAUUUGCCAGGUUGUUGGAGAUGACUUGUUGAUGUCAAAUCCUAAACGUGUUGAAAGAGCCAUCCAAGAACAUGCUUGCAAUGCACUUCUUCUCAAGGUGAACCAAGUUGGGAGUGUGACAGAAGCCAUUGAAGUAGUGAAGAUGGCAAAAGAUGGUAACUGGGGUGUGGUAAUAUCACAAAGAAGUGGAGAAACAGAUGAUUCUUUUUUAGCUGAUUUAUCAGUGGGUCUUGGCACGGGUCAGAUAAAAGCAGGUGCACCUUGUAGAGGAGAGCGCUUAGCCAAGUACAAUCAGUUAAUUAGAAUUGAAGAAGAGAUUGGGGAUCAAGCAAGAUAUGUUGGUGACGACUGGAGGCAUUCCUGAACACUUUCAACUUUCAAUGCAAAGGUAAUACCGAUACCAGUUUGUUGUGUCAUAAUCUUUCUUUUCUAGAUCUGAUUUGUAUGGAGGAGUGUUUUGUGUUGUGUUAUCAUUGUGUAAACAAAAUUUUCAUGUAAAACUGAAACCAAUCUU